AUGGUCCCCGGGGCCCCCAGCACGACCACCACCAUGCUCCCCGCCUCCGAGGCUGCCAAGAUAUACCAGACCAACUACGUGCGCAACUCCCGCGCCAUCGGCGUCCUGUGGGCCAUCUUCACCAUCCUCUUCGCCAUCGUCAACGUGGUGUGCUUCAUCCAGCCGUACUGGAUCGGAGACGGCGUGGACACCCCGCAGGCGGGCUACUUCGGUCUGUUCCACUACUGCAUCGGGAACGGGCUGUCCCGGGACUUGACCUGUCAGGGCAGCUUUACCGAGUUCAGCGCCAUCCCGUCUGGUGCGUUCAAGGCCGCCUCCUUCUUCAUCGGCAUGUCAAUGGUGCUGGUCCUCACCUGCAUCGGCUGCUUCGCGCUCUUCUUCUUCUGCAGCACCGGCACCGUGUAUAAGAUCUGCGGCUGGAUGCAGCUGGCAGCAGGUACAUGUCUGAUUCUGGGCUGCAUGAUCUACCCAGACGGCUGGGACAGCGACGAGGUGAAGCGGAUGUGUGGCGAGCAGACUGAUAAGUACACGCUGGGGGCCUGCUCGGUGCGCUGGGCCUACAUCCUCGCCAUCAUGGGCAUCAUGGACGCUCUCAUCCUCUCCUUCCUGGCCUUCGUCCUGGGAAACCGUCAGGACAGUCUGAUGUCUGAGGAGCUGCUGGGAGACAGUAAGAGGAUAAUGCCUUCACGGUUCAUAAGAGCGGCAAUAACGCCAUAUAGCAUCUGGUAA
This is a messenger RNA of Chelmon rostratus (copperband butterflyfish), 729 nucleotides long. RefSeq names its product LHFPL tetraspan subfamily member 3 (gene lhfpl3). NCBI's taxonomy places the organism in Eukaryota, Metazoa, Chordata, Actinopteri, Chaetodontiformes, Chaetodontidae. Gene Ontology annotation, cellular component: plasma membrane. The record is from RefSeq and is a predicted model, not a curated record. The coding region runs from base 1 to 729 and encodes 242 amino acids. Gene Ontology annotation, biological process: sensory perception of sound. The transcript has 3 exons.